Messenger RNA from Orcinus orca (killer whale), 6171 nucleotides. RefSeq names its product mitochondrial ribosomal protein S5 (gene MRPS5). The record is from RefSeq and is a predicted model, not a curated record. The coding region runs from base 138 to 1430 and encodes 430 amino acids. Gene Ontology annotation, biological process: translation. Gene Ontology annotation, molecular function: structural constituent of ribosome; RNA binding. The transcript has 12 exons. Gene Ontology annotation, cellular component: ribosome. NCBI's taxonomy places the organism in Eukaryota, Metazoa, Chordata, Mammalia, Artiodactyla, Delphinidae.
CUCGGGCCUGCGUUGCGGGGCGGCCCCCUGGCCUCGGAAAUUCAGUCUCGGGCCGAGGUCCGCGGCCGUUGGACGAGGAGCAGUCGCGGCAGGCGGUGGGAAGGCUGCCCGGACGGAGGCGCUCGUGGGUCUCCACCAUGGCGGCGACGGUGCGCGCUGCGGGGAUUCUCCCUGUGCUGUGUGGCGCGCCGGCGGGUCAUCUAUGGUCCAGGCAGCUUUACCUAAACAGCUUUCCAGCAGCUUCCAUUUUGGCAUUGAAGACUGUUCCCAGCAAUGGCUGUUUGUCAUCUCCAGGAACCAGAGACAACCGUCAUUUUAUCAGCUUGACCCGUGCGCUACAGACACAGUGCUGUAUUUCUUCUCCCAGUAACUUGAUGGGCCAACAGUAUAGAUUCUAUAGUUUCUUCACUAAAUUGACAGCAGAUGAGCUGUGGAAAGGUGCCUUAGCAGAGUCUGGUGCCGGAACAAGAAAAGGAAGAGGCAAAAGAACUAAGAAAAAGAAAAGAAAAGAUUUGAACAGGGGUCAGAUCAUCGGUGAAGGGCGUUAUGGCUUCCUAUGGCCUGGUCUGAAUGUCCCUCUUAUGAGAAAUGGAGCUGUGCAGACCAUUGCCCAAAGAAGCAAGGAAGAGCAGGAGAAGGUAGAGGCGGAUAUGGUCCGGCAGAGAGAAGAGUGGGACUGGAAGAGGAAGAUGAAGGUUAAACGGGAGCGAGGAUGGAGCGGAAACACAUGGGGAGGCGUCAGUCUCGGCCCCCCUGACCCUGGUCCCAACGGAGAAACAUAUGAUGAUUUCGAUACCAGAAUACUUGAGGUGAGGAAUGUUUUCAACAUGACAGCAAAAGAGGGAAGAAAGAGAUCAGUCCGUGUCCUGGUCGCUGUGGGGAAUGGCAGAGGAGCUGCAGGUUUUGCCAUUGGGAAAGCCAGUGAACGGGCAGAUGCUUUCAGAAAAGCAAAGAACAAGGCCGUUCACUAUUUGCAUUAUAUAGAACGAUAUGAAGACCAUACAAUAUACCAUGAUAUUUCUUUAAGAUUUAAAAGGACGCAUAUCAAGAUGAAGAAACAAACCAGAGGUUAUGGCCUCCGCUGCCACCGGGCCAUCAUCACCAUCUGCCGGCUCAUUGGCAUCAAAGACAUGUAUAUCAAGGUCUCUGGCUCCGUCAACAUGCUUAACCUCACCCGGGGCCUCUUCUACGGGCUCUCCCGCCAGGAAACCCAUCAACAGCUGGCUGAUAAGAAGAGUCUCCAUGUUGUGGAAUUCCGGGAGGAAUGUGGCCCUCUGCCCAUCGUGGUUGCCUCCCCCAAGGGGGCCUUGAGAAAGGAUCCGGAGCCGGAAGAUGAGGUUCCAAACAUCAAACUGGACUGGGAAGAUGUGAAGGCUGCCCAGGGUAUGAAGCGCUCUGUGUGGUCAAGUUUAAAGAGAGGCGCCACCUAGGCCUCCAUCUGGCCUGGCUCAGCCUGGCAUCUCUUGCUUCUGACACCUGGGAGAGAGUCAACCCCUCACACUUUGUUGAUUUUUUUUUUUUUUUUUUUUUUUUUUGUUGCAGUACGCGGGCCUCUCACUGCUGUGGCCUUUCCCGUUGAGGAGCACAGGCUCCGGACGCGCAGGCUCAGUGGCCAUGGCUCACGGUCCCAGCCUCUCAGUGGCAUGUGGGAUCUUCCCGGACCAGGGCAUGAACCCGUGUCCCGUGCGUCGGCAGGCAGACUCUCAACCACUGUGCCACCAGGGAAGCCCUCAACCCCUCACACUUUGGAUUGUCACUUUUUUUUUUUUUUUUAAAGGAAAGGCCAACCUUACACUUCUUUAUUUACAAAUAACAAAUAAUUAUAGAUUUAAUUUAUUGAGCACGUCAUAUAUACCAGUUACUGUGAUAGGAACUUUACAUACCUAUCUUAGUUAAAAACUACUUUAAAUAUUCAUUUAAACUAGCAAAUUAGGGAGGCAGGGCUUCUAGUCUGACCUAAUAAAAAAUAAUAUGCAGGGCUUCCCUGGUGGCACAGUGGUUGAGAGUCUGCCUGCUGAUGCAGGGGACACAGGUUUGUGCCCGGUCCGGGAAGAUCCCUCAUGCCGCGGAGCGGCUAGGCCCGUGAGCCAUGGCUGCUGAGCCUGCGCGUCUGGAGCCUGUGCUCCGCAACGGGGGAGGCCACAACAGUGAGAGGCCUGCGUACCGCAAAAAAAAACAAAAACAAAAAAACUAAAGAAGAAAAGAAAAUAGCCUAUUGUAUUUACCCAUGUUUUUGCUCUUUCAGUCGUUCUUCUUUCCUGAUAUUCCGAGAGUCCUUUUGUCAUUUUCAGUGGGGAAAAGCCAAGGUCCCCUCCUGUGUGUCUCCUUAACUCUCACAGUACUACCACACUCCCAGCACUUCUGACAGCAGAUGAGGGGGGUUUCCCCUCACCAAGCAGUCCUCUGCAACACCAGCUACUUGUCCUACAAUUUAACUCAAUUCUGACACUGUCUACCUGGAGGUAACAUCAGAUUCCACUGGUUAAAGGCUCAGUCCCUCAAGACUGCCCCCACCCCACUUCACACCAAUUGCAAGUCCGGUUGUCACCUGUGCUUCUGACUCAUCAGCUGUAAAUCAGAGGUUCCCAUGACUCCCUCAUUGUGUUUGAUAAUUUGCUAGAGUGGCUUACAGAAUUUAGGAAUACAGUUUAUUUAUUGCCUACCAGUUUAUUAUAAAAGGAUAUGAUAAAGGAUACAGAUGAACUUCCAGAUGGAAGAGAGACAGAAUUUUAAAAUUUUCAUGAAGUCUAAUUUGUCUGUUUUUCUUUUGUUGCCUGUAUCUUUGGUGUUCUGUACAAGUAAUUAUUGCUAAAUCCAGUGUCGUGAAGCUUUUGUCCUAUGUUUUCUUCUAAGAGUUUUAUAGUUUUGGGUCUUACAUUUAGGCCUUUGAUUUCUUUUGAGUUUGUUUUUGUGUAUGGUGUUAGAGAUCAACUUCAUUCUUUUGCAUGUGGAUAUCCAGUUUUCCCAGCAACAUUUGUUGAAAACACUGUCCUUUCCCCAUUCAAUGGUCUUGGCACCUUUGUCAAAAAUCAUUCAACCAUAUAUACAGAGGUUUAUUUCUGGGCUCUCUAUUCUGUCCCAUUGGUUAACAUGUCUGUCUUUAUGCCAGUACCACACUGUUUUGGUGACUAUACCUUUGUUGGAUAUUUUGAAAUCAGGAAGUAUGAGUCUUUCCGUUUUGUUCUUCUUUUUCAAGAUUGUUUUGGCUGGUCAGGUGUCCCUUGAAAUUCCAUAUGAAUUUUAGGAUGGGUAUUUCUGUUUCUGCAAAAAAUAUCAUUGGGAUAUUGAUAGGGAUUGCAUUAACUCUGUAGAUCACUUUGGGUAGUAUUGACAUCUUAACAAUAUUAAGUGUUCCAUUCCAUGAACGUGGGUAUGUGUUCACUUAUUUACAUCUUUAAUUUCUUUUAGCAAUGUUGUAUAGUUUUCAUUGUACUUUCACUUCCUUGGUUAAAUUAAUUCCUAAGUAUUUUAUUCUUUUUGAUGCCAUUUUAAAUGAAAUUGCUUUUGCAAUUUCCAUUUGAUAAGGGAUAUUGGUCUGUAGUUUUCUUGUAGUGUCUUUGGCUUUUCUAUCAGGGUAAUGGUAGUCUCAUAGAAUGAGUUAGGAAGUAUUCCCCCCUCUUCAAUUUUGGGGGGAAAGUUUGAGAAAGAUUAAUAUUAAUUCAUCUUUAAAUAUUUGAUAGAAUUCAACAGUGAAGCCACCAGGUCUAGGGGUUUUCUUUGUCACAAGAUUUUUGAUUACCUACUUAAUCUCUUCAGUAGUUAUAGGUCUAUUCAUAUUUUCUAUUUCUUCGUGAUUUAGUUUUGGUAGCUUUUGUGUUUUUACGAAUUUGUUCAUUUCAUCUAGCUGACCCAAUUUAUGGGUGUACAAUUGUCCAGUAUACUCUCUUAUAAUCCUUUUUAUUUCUAUAGAAUCAGUAUUAACAACCUUAGUUUUAUUUCUAAUUUUUUAAUAAUUUGAGUCUUCUCUCUUUUUGUUCUUAGUCCAUCGAGCUAAAGGUUUGUCAAUUCUGUUGAUCUUUUCAAAGAACCAACUCUUGCUUUCAUUGAUGUUUUUCAAUUAUUUUUCUAUUCUCUAGUUUGUUAUCUCUGCUCUAAUCUUUAUUAUUUCCUUCUUUCUGCAAGUUUUGGGUUUAGUUUAUUCUGGUUCCUUAAUUUAUAAAUUAGGUUGUCAAUUUGAAAUCUUUCUUGGUUUUCAGUGUAAGCAUUUAUAGCUGUGUAAUUCACCCUUUGCACUGCUUUGUUGUGUCCCAUAAGUUUUGGUAUGUUGUAUUUUCUUUUUUAUAUAUCUCUAAGUAUUUCUAAUUCACUUUGUGAUUACUUUUUUGAUUUAUUGAUUGUUUAAAGUGUGUUGUUUGAGAUCUACAAAUUUGUGAAUUUCCAAGUUUUCCUUUUGUUAUUGAUUUCUGACUUCUUGUUGUGGUUGGAUAGGUUACUUUUUAUAAUAGUUAUCUUUUAAAAUCUGUAUGACAGUUUCUGGCCUAACAUACGAUGUAGCCAAAUUUUCUGAUGAGAUCUGCUGGUAGUUUUAAUGAGGAUCCCUUGUAUGUGAUGAUUUACUUCUUGCCUCUUUGAAGAUUGUCUCUUUGUGCUUGUCCUUUGAAAAUUUGAUUAUAAUGUGUCUUGGUGUGGAUCCCUUUGAGUUUAUCUUACUUGGAAUUUAUAUUUUAGAUGUUUAUAUUCAUGUCUUUCAUCAAAUUUGAGAAGUUUUCAGCCAUUACUUCUUCAAGUGUUUUAUUCUCCCCUUUUCUCUUUUUUCUGAGACUCCCACAAUUUGCGUGUUGAUCUGUUUGAUGCUGUCCCACAGGUCCCGUAGCGCUGUUCAUUUUUCUUCAAUCUUUUUCUUUCUGUUCCUCAGAUUGAUAAUUUCUUUAAGUUAAUUGACUCUUUCUUUUGCCUGCUCAAACCUGCCUUUUAAUCCCUUUAAUAAAAAUUUCCAUUUCAGUUAUUAAAAUAUAGCUACAGAACUUUUUUGUUUGCUUCGUUCUAGGUGUUCGAUAUCUUUAUUGGUGUUUCCAUUUUGUUCCUACAUUGUGUUUUUUUGGUUUUGUCCCCAUCUUCCUUUAGUUCUUUGAGUGUCUUUAAGACAGUUGUUUUAAUGUCUUUGUCUGUUAGAUCUGCCAUUAGGUCUUUCUCAGGGACAGAUUCAAAAGUAGACAUUUUAAUCUAAUAAUGUGGUAACUCCAGAAAUCAGAUUCUCCUCCUUCCCCAGGGUUUGAUGUUUUUAAAUUUAUGUAUGUAUGUAUUUAUAUUGUUGUAGGUUGCCUCUAUGUCAAGAAUAUGCCAAGAUGUAAACUUAAGGUCUUCUCAGGUCUUUUCUGAGUCUGUGCCUUUCCCUGGGUAUGAAUGGUCACUUUAUAAUGUUCCUUGUAUAUGCAGCUCCUUUUGAACCUCCUACUCUUUAAUGUGUGACCCCCAAAAGGUGAAAAAGAGAAAAAUAGAGAGAAGGGGAAAAGGGCAUCAUCCCUUUAAAUCCCCUUAAAGUCACUUCAGCUGGAGGUGGAGGGACUUCGAACAGCUGUGGGAGGUGCAACAAAAUUAGCCACCAGCCUUUUUGUCUACACCUCUCUGAUCAGAGGCAACAAUCAGUGAUCAGAGCAGAGAUCCCUGGUAUUUGGGGGACAGGGUCCUUUUUGCUCACCCUGGCUUCAGCAAGCUGUGUGCAGGCUGCUCCAAGGACACUUGCACAGCUGCCUGCCAGGUGGCUUAAAGCAGGGGUGGGGAGCUGCUACUGUGCUGAGCGAUGAAACUGACCAAAAUUAGCCACAAUUUACCAUCCAUGCAUUUCCCUGAAAGUCAGAAACCUUCAAUAGACUCCACAAUUCCAAAACAGUUACAUCAGAUUCUGCCAGCACAGUUGUUAUUUAGAUGGGGAGACAGAUUCCUGGUGCCUGCUACAACCAAAGGGUUCUGAGAACCCUUUCUUGUUGCCCUUGUUCUCUGUUCCUAUUGUUGUCUUCCACCCCUAUCUGCUUUGUGUGUGUGUUGUUAUAAUUGAGCAUUUUAUAUGAUUUCAUUUUCUCUCUCAGCAUGUCAUUAUACUUUUUGUUUUAGUGGCUGCCCUAAAGUUUCCAGUAUAAACUUACAACUAAUCCAAGUCCACUUUCAAAUAACACUGUACCACUUCAUGGGUAGUGCAAGUACCUUAUAAUAAUAAAGUAUUUCUAAUUCUUC